Molecule: messenger RNA, 1068 nt
Organism: Rattus rattus (black rat)
Lineage: Eukaryota; Metazoa; Chordata; Mammalia; Rodentia; Muridae
Gene: Ncr3lg1
Product: natural killer cell cytotoxicity receptor 3 ligand 1
Exons: 6
Coding region: 1-1068 (355 amino acids)
Biological process (GO): T cell costimulation; negative regulation of T cell proliferation; cell surface receptor signaling pathway
Cellular component (GO): external side of plasma membrane
Source: RefSeq, a predicted model, not a curated record
AUGGCUUCACAGAGCUGCCAGAGGGGCCCGGAGAAUGCACACAUGCACCCCAAGGGGCCAUGUUGUUCUGCUCUCUGCUUUUUCUCGGAGGGCUCACGAGUGGCAGAGUGGCCCGAUGGCUUGCUGAGUUUACUGUUGCUUCUGUGGUGCCUGCUGCCCUCAGCAGGUGGACUGGAAUUGGAGAUGGCAGGGACCACUCAGAUAGUAUUCCUACAUGAAGAUGUCACCAUACCCUGCAAAAUCCUUGGCUCUCCGCACCUCGACCUCAGUAUUGUGGGAGUCAUCUGGUCUUUGAAGAAGGACGGGGAUGAAUCCGAGGUCCACGUGUUUAAGUUUUAUGGAGAUCACUUAGAGGUAGUCCGGCCUGGAGCCAGCGUGUCCUUGUUGGGGCUAGAACAUGGAGAUGCCUCACUCUACCUACCCAGGUUUGAGCUAUGGGAAGCAGGAGAAUACCAAUGCAAGGUCGUGGUGACCCCUGAAAAGAAAGAGGGGACAACCAGGCUAGAAGUCGUUGCUCACCCUAACAUGAGUUUGUCCGAGAAACCAGCUACAGCGAGAGAUGGUAAAGAGAAACUCAUCAUUUGCCAGCUGGAUGGAUUCUACCCAGAAGCCCUUGACAUAAAGUGGAUGGGGUGUGCCCUGAAGGAUUCCCACUUCCAAGAGAUUACUGAGGGUGUAGUCACCGGUCCCACUGUGAAGAAUGAUGAUGGCACCUUCAGUGUAACCAGCUCCUUGGCCCUGAAGCCAGCUCUGGAAGACCAUAUGUACCAGUGUGUGGCGUGGCACAGAUCCUGGCUCAUGCCCCAGAGUCUCAAUGUCACCGUUUUUGAGAACACCCGGGAUGCCACUCAUGGAAUAGUGCCACCCACAGCUGAAGCGGGUCCUCCUGUGUCAGAGCCAAGAUCCACGAUGAUAUAUGUCACCAUCAUAGGCCUCUGUAUUCUACUGUUUUCAGUGAUAGUUUGUGGCCUUUGGAAAUGGAAAAGACUUGCGACAUCCAACACAGGCCUGUGUCUCAGACUUGAUGUCAGGUGUGUGCGCUGUUUGCCAUCCUUCAGGAACACUUAA